Molecule: messenger RNA, 504 nt
Organism: Schizosaccharomyces osmophilus
Lineage: Eukaryota; Fungi; Ascomycota; Schizosaccharomycetes; Schizosaccharomycetales; Schizosaccharomycetaceae
Gene: mxr2
Product: peptide-methionine (R)-S-oxide reductase MsrB
Exons: 1
Coding region: 1-504 (167 amino acids)
Biological process (GO): protein repair; response to oxidative stress
Molecular function (GO): peptide-methionine (R)-S-oxide reductase activity
Source: RefSeq, a predicted model, not a curated record
AUGAGACGAGUUUUUCUCAAGAGUGUUCCUGCAUUACAAUACCGUUGCUUUCACACCCGUUUUGUUCAAAAACAACAAUCAACAAAUAUGAAGUACCCACUGGAUAAGCCAGAUGAAGAAUGGCGCAAAGAACUUGAUCCGGAACAGUACCGUGUAAUCCGAAAAAAAGGUACAGAGCUUCCGGGUGCUGGAAAAUUCACAAACGCUUUCCCAGAGAAAGGUGUCUUUGUAUGUGCAGCUUGUAAAGAGUUACUGUACAAAGCUGAUACGAAAUUCGAGAGCCACUGUGGAUGGCCUGCCUUUUACGAAAAUUUACCAGGAAAAGUGAACAGAAUAGAGGAUGAUUCUUUUGGAAUGCAACGUACUGAGGUUGUUUGCUCAAAUUGCGGCGGCCAUUUGGGCCAUAUUUUCAAGGGCGAGGGCUAUCCCGUACCUACGAAUGAACGCCAUUGUAUCAAUUCUGUGAGCUUGGAUUUUCACAAAGAAGAAACCAACAAUAAGUAG